GCUGGGGGAGGGCAGGGAGCUUUCCUGACAGGAGCCCCACUCACCUCCAGAUUCCUGGGAGACCCUUCCCCACUCCCUCAGACCCAUCCCAUGGAGUCACAGAGCAGCCCACAUCUGAAGGGACAGGAAGCCAGCCUUCCUGAGUCCACUCAAAAGAAUCACCAUCUGCUUCCUCUAUAUACCUCAGCCUGGCAGAGGGAUUGAAAUGAAGGCAUCAUGGCUGCUUGUCCUGCUGUGGAGUCUGUGGAGUGGAGGCCUGGGCCUCACCCACACCCGGGCCCCAGGUGAAGAUGACAAUGCCCCUGAGAAUGGGACCUCUGCCUUCAUGGUUCUAGAAGAGACACAAGAUCCCCAAACGCUACCAAGUACCCAUGUCGUGGUGCCAGAGAAGGCCACCACUCCUGAGUCAAGAACUGCAAGGGAUAGUCUUCAGAACUCAACACAGCCUCCCCGGGGGCCAGGAGACCCUCCUGAGGGUAUGACAGGCCAUACUUUCUCUCCCCCAGGACAGAGGACAGAGCAAAGGGUGCUGGGAUUAGCAACGCUGUCUCCCUUGGGUGAACCUCCCACCCAGCCCAGUCCCAGAGCUGAGUUGGGGGUCUUGUCUAAUUCCACACUGAGAUUCCUUCAGAGCUUUGCCAGGAUGCCUAGGCCACAAGCCACCUCUCAGACCUCAGGUGGAAGCCCCGGAGGCCUCGGAGACCGAUACACCCGGCACAUAGAUCUCAGCAGAGGAGACAGCAGCAGACUCCAGAGGGCCAGCCAUCAAAAGCCCAGCUUUGAAACCACCAGAGGAAAGAACUGGUGUGCCUAUGUGCAUAGCAGAUUAUCUCCUACAGUUAUUCUAGACAACCAAGCCAUGUAUGUUUCCAGCGGGGCAGGACCAUGUGGCUGGGCCAGAGGGUCAUGUUCUCAGAGACCUCAGAAGGUGUCUAGACCUGUCUACAGGAUGCAACAUAAGAUUGUCACCUCAUUGGAGUGGAAGUGUUGCCCUGGGUUCAGUGGAGCUCAGUGUGAAAUGAAAGCCCAGGACCAACAGCACCUGCUCCACAGCAGCCAGGCUGAGAGUCACACAGCAGCUGGCAGAGGGACCCUGGAGGAGCAGCAGAUGCAGGACUGCAGGAACCCAGAAGUAGCCCAGAAACUGGCUGACCAGAUGAACCAGCAGGCUGUAAGGAUGAAUCUCUUGCAAAAGCAGAUGGACAAUAUUUCUCUGGCUGUGAGUGACUUCAGGAGCACGUAUUCCUCCUUAGAAGAAAAGCUCAAUGAAGAUAAAGGCAGGGAAGUGCAAUCUUUCCUAAAAGUCUUAAAAUCCAAAAGCAUGAGUGAUUUUGUGAAGGACGUGGUAAGAGAACAAUUACAAAUCUUUCAGAAUGAGAUGCAAGAGACAGUAGCUCAGCUCUUCAAGACUGUAUCGCGUCUCUCCGAGGACCUGGAGAACACCAGACAGUCAAUUCAACAAGUGAAUGAAUCCCUGGUCCUCUUAGCAGCCCAGCAACAGUCUAUAUUAAAGGAGGAAAAGAGGCCCACUUCUGCUGACAUCUUGGAUCUGAAAAAUCAGGUUGUAAAUAUAAGCAAAGAGAUGGCUUUCACAUGUGUGAAGCCUAUUAAAGAACUGAUGACCAAACAGGCUGUCUUUCAAGGGGCUCUGGAAAUGGAGCACACUAGAAGUCUUCUGUAUUUUGAAUCCCUCAAUCAGACUCUUGUGAAAAUGAAAGCAGUCCACGAGCAUCUAUUAUCAGAGGCACAAGCAGCAGGUCCCAGGAGUGUACCUACUGCUGAGACCAUCAACAGCAAUGCUACUGCCUACCUUUCCACUCUCCAGGAGGAUAUCAGGAGGCAGGGCUUGCUUGUGCUACAGGUGUCUGAUAGUCUAUACACCCAAGAGAACAAGAUCAACUCUCUCACCCUUGCCUUAGAGAGGGAGAAAGAAGCUGUCAGGGAAGAGUGUGAAAACAUGGUUUCCAAAUGCAGAAGUGAUUUUAAAUUUCAAAUCCAGGAUACAGAAGAGAAUGUACAGGUCUUAAACCAGACGCUGGCUGAGGUCCUCUUUCCAAUGGACAGCAGGCUGGACAAGAUGGAUGAGCAACUCAGUGACCUGACUUAUGAUAUGGAGAUCCUGCAGCCCUUACUAGAGCGGGGCAUGUCCUUCAGGGAGACCAAGGAGCAACCCAAGGAGGAAGUGGCCACAAAGAGAAAGGUAGAUAACCUCACUAGUGCUGUGAACAGCCUAAAUGUCCUAGUCAAAGAACUUACAAGGAGACACAACUUACUUAGAAAUGAAGUUCAGGGUCGUGCAGAUGCCUUAGACAGACGUAUCAUGGAAUAUGCCUCAGAGCUGGAUGAUGGCCUGAAUAAGACCAUGACAGUUAUAAACAAUGCCAUGGACUUCAUCCGGGACAACUACAUGCUGAAAGUGACUCUCAGUACAAUGAAGGGUAGUCCUGAUGUCCAUCAUAAGUGUCCCCAGAAUAUGGAAACAGUUUUGGCAUUUCUGGCUCAAUUCCAACAUUUGAAUAAUUCCAUUCAUACUCUGGUCAAUGACAGUCAGAGAUAUGACUUUGUCCUUCAAGUUGUCAAAGAGCUAGUGGCCCUCAUUGAAGACAAACACCUAAGUCAGCUCAGCUUUCAGAAGAUUUACCGGAUGUUCAAUGAAACUACUUUGCAGAUGAUGCAAUGGCAGGAACAUAUGAAUCACUUGGAGGAAAAGGUACUCUCAGACACAAAGCUAACAAAAAACCUUGACAUUAGGUUACAAGAUAUGGAGUCUAAAGUGACCAAGAUACUCAUACCUUACUUUGUGUCACUUAAAAAGAAUGGUAAAUCUGCCAAUGAAAGGAACCACACCCUUCAACUACAGGUCUUGACUUCUAGAUUUAAAGCACUGGAAGCAAAGUCUAUCCAUCUUUCCAUCAAUUUAUCAUUGCUUAACAAAACUCUCCAUGACACUUCAGCAAUGUGUUAUCAUGCUUCUGAAGCUAUAUCAGAACUGAAUGCUACACUACCAGGAUGGAUAAAAGCCUCCCUCCCGGACAUUCAGUUUUUUCAGAAAGGUCUGACAGAAUUUGUGGGACUGGUUGUUGAAAGGAGAACUCAAGCUGUCAUAUUGAAUUUAACUGAGUAUAUCAAUCAAUCUUUGUCGAGUAGUCUUGCAAAUGUUCUCAAGUCUCAAACACCAGUGAAACCAUUGAUGAAGAAAGCCAAUAUUCUUAAGAAACCAACAGUGAAUGUCACCACCAUCAUAGUAGGUCGGGCCCAAAGGAACACAGACCGCACGAUAAUUCCUGCGACUGCAGAGGAGCGUUUUGACUGCACUGCGUCCCCCUGCCAGAAUGGGGGCACAUGUAUAAAUGGGAAGAACAGUUUCAUCUGUGCUUGCCGGCAUCCCUUCACAGGAGACACCUGCACUGUCAAACUGGUGGAAGGAACUGCUUCAGCUCCAGAUUUUUCCAAAGGAUCUUACAGAUAUGCCCCGAUGGUGGCAUUUUUUGCAUCUCAUACCUACGGAAUGACUACACCCGGACCCAUCCUAUUUAACAAUCUGGAUGUCAAUUAUGGUGCUUCCUAUACACCAAGAACUGGGAGGUUCAGUGUCCCCUAUCUUGGGGUGUACAUUUUCAAGUACACCAUUGAGUCUUUCAGUGCCCACACCUCUGGGUUCUUGGUGGUGGAUGGAGUAGACAAGCUUGCCUUUGAGUCUGAAAACACCAAAGGUGAAGAGCACUGUGAUCGGGUGUUGACUGGAGACGCCUUACUGGAGCUAAACUAUGGGCAGGAAGUGUGGCUGAGACUUGUAAAAGGGACCAUCCCAGCCAGGUUCCCCCCUGCUACUACAUUCAGUGGCUACUUGCUGUAUCGCACCUGAAUCAGUAGACUAGAGACCUGGCAUGGGAAGGAGCCAGAGUCUUUAUUUAAUCUCUGUAAGCAUAUCUGCUCUGUUUUUGAACUUUCUACAAGAAUUGAAAACCUGCUAUAUUUUAAUCUCAGUGAAGCUGUAGAUUUGUCUGUUUGAUACAAUUUAUUGAGAUAUCUUUUAUAUAACCUGUCUGUAGAGAGAAUUCUUGCUCCUAAAGAGAGUGAUAGAGAAGGUACAGUUCAUUUCCCUGGCUGCUUCUAUUUCUGUUUUUUUCUCAUAUUGUCAUUUCAGUGUAAGGUGAUAUUAUAAAAUGAUAGUUACCCAGGACCAGUGAGGUUCACUUGGAUAAGUAUGAUUCUUUGCAUGUGCUCAAUGCAAGUUUGAGCCUGGACCCCACUAUAUUGUUCUCUCUCUCUCUUUUCUCUCCCUCUAUUUUUCUCUUUCUAUCUCUCUCUUUGUCUGUCCAUCUCUCUCUCUGCCUCUAUGUCUAUAAAUAAAAAAAGUGUAAGCCACUCAAUAUUCUUAGUCACUAUAAUAUUUUUUUACUUUUGUUAUUCCUGUGCACAUAUAUAUAAAACUCACAAACUCAAAUUAAUCAGACUCUUUUAUUUUUAUCAGACUGUUUUCUGCCUUUAAUGCUCAUUGUUAAACCAAAUUUUUCAUAUAGAAAUUUUUGUUUGUAAUCAAAAUUAAGAAAUGAGCAUGAAACUAGAAAUAUUCUUAACUUCUGUUCUGGUUGAUGUCUCAGAGCUGAGCUGGCUGGGGAGAAGAGAUCUUACUGAGGGGAAAGUCACUUUAGGGGUGCCUGGGAAACUACUCCUGAGACAACUAAAUACUUACUUAGGCCUGAAAACCUUUCCUCAAUUCACAAAAGUAAAUAAAGCUUGAAAAAGUC
This is a messenger RNA of Erinaceus europaeus (western European hedgehog), 4751 nucleotides long. It is a transcript of the gene MMRN1, whose product is annotated as multimerin 1. Gene Ontology annotation, molecular function: extracellular matrix constituent conferring elasticity; calcium ion binding; protein binding. Bases 206 to 3865 code for a protein of 1219 amino acids. The transcript has 9 exons. Lineage: Eukaryota; Metazoa; Chordata; Mammalia; Eulipotyphla; Erinaceidae. The record is from RefSeq and is a predicted model, not a curated record.